AGGAGUGAGCAGAAAGGCGGGUAUCCAGUCGCCUCGCUCCACACAGCUUCAAUAAGCCCCGAGGUUGGGAGCAUUGAUGGAAAAUUACCUUGUGACCUAGAGGGGAGGUCAGGACUGGUAUAAUCAGAGUCCGCUUGUUCCGAGAAGCAGCAGCAGAGGGAGGAUGGCCUGUGCGUUCGGCUGAUCGGAGGGGACCAAAGACGGGGGCAUGGAGAAACUAAAAGGUCCCGCCACGGGAUCCACCACAGCCACCUGUGGAUGGAGAGCCAUGCUUCUUCCACAGCUGAACCGGCAGUCCCUGUACGUGUACGGCAGCGAGAUGGCCGUGGAGCAGGAGUGCAUCCGGCAGCUGCAGAGCGGAGUCUUUGUCAUCCACCCGUUCAGCCUCAUGAGGAGUUACUACAUCAUGUGUAUGAUGGCCAUCACAUUUCUGAACCUAAUAGGGAUUCCCAUGGAGAUUGCGUUUCUGGACGGACACAGUGGGCUGGCAUGGGAAGGAUUUAACGUGUUUUCGGACACUCUGUUCCUGAUAGACGUGGCCCUAAAUUUCCGUAUGGGCAUCAUAGCAGAGGACGGAGAGGAAGCUAUUCUGGAUAUCAAGCGGAUCCGAGUCAGUUACCUGAGGACAUGGUUCAUACCGGACGUUAUAGCAGCUUUCCCAAUCGGCUACAUACUGCUGUUUGCGGACUUACAAUACCAGAACAACGACAACCCAUCUAAGACCAACAAGAUGAUGAGAAUACUGAUGUUCGUGCGGAUCCUCAGCUUGAUCCGGCUGGCUCGAGUGUCCAGACUGGUCCGGUUCUUCAACGAAGUGGAGAAAGUGUCUAAUGCAAACUUGGAGGUGGUCCGCCUCUUCUUCCGCAUCUUAUCUCUGUUCAUGAUGAUUUUCCUGCUCUGUCACUGGAACGGCUGCAUCCAGUAUUUUGUUCCCAUGCUGGAGGAGUUUCCCACCGACUGCUGGGUCCGGAAAGAAAACCUGAUGAAUGCCACAGUGAUCGUGAAGUACUCCUGGGGAGUUUUCCGAGCUCUCUCCCAGAUGAUCGCUCUCUCUUACGGCUCCAUGGACGCACCAACAAAUUACGUUGAAAUGUGGAUCGUCAUGGUCAGCAUGGUGUCCGGCUGUCUGAUGUACACCGUCCUCGUGGCCAACGCUACAACCAUGAUGCCAACAUCGACCCAGCAGCCAAGGAGUACAAGAGCAAGAUGAGCCGUUUGGAGCAUUACAUGGGCUUUAUGAAGCUCCCACCAGAGCUGCAGCUUCGUAUCACCAACUACUACCAGGCUCGCUACGGGGGCAAGUGGUUUCAGGAGAAGGACGUCAUGCACACGGUGUCCUCAGCGCUCAAAGAGCAAAUCCUGAUGGUGAUGUGCAGCCGGCUUCUAAGAAAAGUGCCAAUGUUUCAGACCAGAGACGAAAACUUUAUCAACGCCGUCCUCCUCAAACUGGACUACGAG
Molecule: messenger RNA, 1458 nt
Organism: Etheostoma spectabile (orangethroat darter)
Lineage: Eukaryota; Metazoa; Chordata; Actinopteri; Perciformes; Percidae
Gene: hcn5
Product: hyperpolarization activated cyclic nucleotide-gated potassium channel 5
Exons: 9
Coding region: 209-1210 (333 amino acids)
Biological process (GO): potassium ion transmembrane transport; regulation of membrane depolarization; sodium ion transmembrane transport
Cellular component (GO): axon; membrane; dendrite
Molecular function (GO): voltage-gated potassium channel activity
Source: RefSeq, a predicted model, not a curated record